AAUAGAGAAGAUCUCAUUGCGUGUCGUGUAACCGAGUAGUAGCUCUAACCUCUUUACCAUUGACACACACACACCACAUCCUUAAGCAAACCCUAAUUACAGUCGUAUCUCUAUCUCCUCGCAUUCGAUACCAAUCGCUUCCCGAAGCUUCCAAUAUAUUCUCUUGCUUGUCAUUGUUCAUCUCUCGAUUUCAAUUUCCUAAAUUACGUUUCUUUUAAAUCACCACACCAGUAUACAUACUUUUUUGUCGUUUCUGGGUCUGAGGAGCCCUAUCUAUCUUCCAUCGCUUUCAAAAUCGCCGUCCAUCAGAGUAUUUGUUUGGUCCCGUUUCUACGAAUUUGUAUAAAAAGAUCAAUCCUUUUUGUAGAAACUAGCGACGAUUCAUCACCUCGAUUCUUGGGUUUGAUCCUUGGGUUUGAUCAGAAGACUCUAGUUGGUUGAAAGAGGAAAGAAAAAAAGAAAGAAGGAUGGUUGGUGGUGGAAACAGGAGAGACGAAGGAUCGAUGCCGAUUCAAAACACCAACUUGUUUGCUGCGUUGGAUACUUCAAGGAAGAAGAAGAAGUCUGGUAAGUCGAGCAAAGGUUCCUCUAAGUCUCGACAAGAUCCACCAAAGGAGCCUGAGCCACAGGUCUUCUGGGCACCUACUCCUCUCAAAGCUAAAGCUUGGGCUGAUAUCGAUAGCGAUGAUGAAGAUGAUGACUAUUACGCUACCACUGCUCCACCUCAGUCCUUGUGGAGCACUUCUGAAGCCUCCCAUUCCGAUGCCAAAGACGUUCACGUUGAGGAAAGUGAAAGCGAAGAAGACAUUCUUGAUGAAGGAGAUGAUGAUGAUGUGGAGGAAGAACAAGGAACAGAGACACAAGUUCAUCCAGAAGCAGAGGCUGAGGUGAAAAAGGCUCCUGAAGUUCCUGCACCUCCUAAGGAGGCAGAGAGGCAGCUUUCCAAGAAAGAGAGGAAAAAGAAGGAACUUGCUGAGCUUGAGGCUUUGUUAGCAGAUUUUGGAGUUGCACCCAAAGAUGAGAAUGGUCAAGAAGACUCUCAAGAGAAGCAAGGGAAGAAAGAAGUCGAUGGUGAGGGAGAGAAGAAGGAGAAUGCAACUGGAGAAUCGAAGGCCUCAAAGAAGAAGAAAAAGAAGGAGAAACAGAAGGAAGCAAAAGAAACUCAGAGUGAAGUGAAGAGUAACUCGGAUGCUGCAAGUGAGUCUGCUGAGCAGGAGGAGUCUUCUUCAUCAAUUGAUGUGAAAGAACAAUUAAAGAAGUUAGCAUCGAUGAAGAAGAAGAAAUCAAGCAAAGAUGGGGAUAGUGGUGCAACAGCUGCUGCAAAGGAAGCAGCAGCGAGGAAGGCAAAGUUGGCCGCCGCGAAGAAAAAAGAAAAGAAAAACUACAAUCAGCAACCGGUGAGGUGAAGAAAUCAUCAAAAUUCACCCACCGUUUUGAUAUGAACAUGUGUUUGACGGGUUUUGUUCAUAUGAGACUUUGCCUUGAACAAAAUCUUUUGAUGGGAGAAUGUGGUUGGCCCGUAUUUUUAGAAUUAUGACUUGGAUGGAUCUUUUUAAUCGUAUCACACACAGUGAAACACUGAAACAUGAAAUGAAAAGCUUUCUCUUUGAAUU
Molecule: messenger RNA, 1613 nt
Organism: Camelina sativa (false flax)
Lineage: Eukaryota; Viridiplantae; Streptophyta; Magnoliopsida; Brassicales; Brassicaceae
Source: RefSeq, a predicted model, not a curated record